This is a messenger RNA of Tetrahymena thermophila SB210, 1878 nucleotides long. Its product is annotated as group 1 family glycosyltransferase. Gene Ontology annotation, molecular function: glycosyltransferase activity. The transcript has 3 exons. The record is from RefSeq and is a predicted model, not a curated record. Gene Ontology annotation, biological process: carbohydrate metabolic process. NCBI's taxonomy places the organism in Eukaryota, Ciliophora, Oligohymenophorea, Hymenostomatida, Tetrahymenidae.
AUGAGAGUUAAAGCACAAUAUUUUGGCUUAGACAUAUCUAUUGACGAAUAAGUCCUUAAACUGAUCAAAAAUGGAAUAAUCAACACAUGUUCUAUUGUUGUUAAUAACUUAAACCUUGAAAAAAAUGUAGCAGACCUAAUGAAGAACUGUAAGUAAAAAGGAUUGAUGAUAAACCUAACUCAAGGAUGCUCGUUGUAGAGCAAUUCAGAGUCUUUGAUAUCUUCUGAGUAGCUUAAAAAGCAAAUUUAAGAAAAUAAAGUUAACUUAAAUUUGAUUAAAUCAGAAAUAAGAGCUUAAAUUUAUAAAUACAUAAAAAUAUUUGAAGAACUACCUUUACAUAUUGAUGGGUUUGAAGAAAUCCAUUAAAUUCCUGAGAUAUCAAAUAUAAUUGCAUAAAUCAUGGAAUAAGAAUUAGGUAUUUAUGAAAUUCACUUUUAGAUGAGAAACAUAUUAUUAUCUGAGAGAGAAAUAAAUCAGUAAAUUUAGCUUAUAAACAAAUUAAUAAAAGUGUACUGCUCUCAUAAUAUUAAACCAGUAAUAUACAUGGAACAAGAAGACCUUUUCUUGUAUAAAGAGUCUUUAAAUAAGAUAAAUAGUAAGAUUGAAUAUGAUUAUUCCAUAAAUUUAAGAUAUGGCAUUACCUUAACAAAGCUUGCUAUUUCAGAUAUCAAUUCUUAGUAAAUUCCUAAAAUUAUGCCUUAAAAGCGCCUCAGCCAGUCUUCUCAAAAAAUCAGCUAAAUCAUCAAAAAAAUUUGUUCUGAUUAAAAUUAGCUAAAUAAAACGAAUAUUCUUAUUUAUUCAAAGAUCAAUCCUGCAACUGGGAACUAAACAUUUGCUCUCCGUUUAAAAAAGAUUCUUGAUAAUAAAUAUAUGAAUUAAAGAAAGGUUUUCCUUAGAGGAAUAGAUUAAUUCAAUUAAAAUGAUAAUCAAUCUUUUUAGAAUGAAGUAAAAAACCUUUCUUAAUUUAUUUAAGAAAACAAAAUCGGUAUGUGCUUAGGUAUAAAUGUUUAUAGAACCAGUAUAAUUUUAUCAAAAGUAAAAAAAAAUGUCAACUUUGAUUUAAUAUCGAUUAUAGCAGGGACUGAUGCCUAUGAAUUUUUAGAAAACGAUGUCACAGCUUAAUAGAUGAAAGAAGCUUGUGAGUAAUCUUCAUUAGUAAUUUCAAUAAAUGAAGAAAUGAAACAAAACUUUAUGAGAAAAUUUGGCAUACCAGACCAUUAAAUACCUGUGAUUAACUAGUCAAUCGAUCUGUCUUUGGCUAAAAAAUUCGAUAUUCGUUAAGAACUUGGUUUAAGUGAAAGAGACAAAUUAAUUUUGUUUCCAGCAGGUGUGAGAAAAGUAAAAAACUGUAAAUUCUUGAUAGAGCCAAUGAAAAAAUUACUCCUAAAAUAUCCAAAUCACUUCAUGGUACAUGUCGGAUCAAUUUUAGAGCAAAGUUAUCACAAUGAAUAUCUGAACGAAAUUGAAAAAAUUAAAUAAGAAUUCCCAUCUCUUAGUAAUAGGUUUAUUUUUUACGGAAGUUUAGAUUAUCCUUCCUAUCUUGGCGCGCUCCAGUAAUCUGAUUUAGUAUUAAAUUGUUCAUUCAGUGAAGGAUAAUGUAAUGCUAUUUUAGAAGCAAUGGGAAGUAAAAUAAUAACCUUAAUAAGCAGAAUAGAAGGAAAUAAAAGUAUAUGCGAAGACCAAGAAACAUCCAUCAUGUUUGAAGGAGAGGAAGAAUUUACUGAUAUGUAUGAAAAAAUUUUUAACAGUAAAAUUGAUACUACUUAAUUAAUCGAAAACGCUUUUAAAAAAUUCUAAGAGUGCUAUGAUUUCAGUAUUGAGGAAAAAGGUUUCUCUGAUUUAUUUUCCUAAGUUGACUCAAAUGCAUGCUUACUCUGA